Branchiostoma floridae (Florida lancelet) is the source of this 802-nucleotide messenger RNA. RefSeq names its product thyrostimulin alpha-2 subunit-like. Gene Ontology annotation, molecular function: hormone receptor binding. The transcript has 3 exons. The record is from RefSeq and is a predicted model, not a curated record. Lineage: Eukaryota; Metazoa; Chordata; Leptocardii; Amphioxiformes; Branchiostomatidae. Gene Ontology annotation, biological process: cell surface receptor signaling pathway. Bases 261 to 734 code for a protein of 157 amino acids.
ACAUAUAUGUCAGGAUAGAAUUGACUCUUGAAUUGUAGCCACGACUGCCCAGGAAAUGCUUCAGCCAUUUGACAUUUAAAAAUACUUGUCUUAUCAAGAGUCGCAAACAUAGAUUCGUGCUAGAAUGGGCUGAGCAAACUAGGGCGUUGCUGUAAAACGCACUAGUCAAACGUCGUAAAAUACAUGAAAAAAUCUCUGCUGUGAAAACAUUUUUACUCUGACGGAAAAACAAGUACGAAAACGCCUGCCAAACUCAAGAAAUGAUGCGCUUCAUGCCACUGUUAGCCGUACUGUUUGUAGCGUUUUGUAGCGACGGGGCUCAUGCGUUACCAACUGUGAACAAACGGGUCCAGAACGAAGUAGAGAAGUCCAACGUUGCCGACCCGAUGUCUGAGUGGAACCUGGCGCUUCACGGGCCGAUGGAGGCACGGCAGACCACCGGGGAUUGUCGCCUGGCGGGCUACAGAAAAAGGAUUGCGAUGCCAUGGUGUCACACGGCUACCGUUCUCAUCAACGCCUGCCGCGGACACUGCGAGUCAGAGACCGCGCUGUCUUCAGACGCCACCGUGCAGGCCUCGGGUGGACUGCAUGUCUACACCACUAGGGGGAGCUGCUGCACCAUAGCAACGACGCAUCAGGUGACGUUCAGCAUGUACUGCUGGAGCGGUGUCCGGACAUACACCAUCGAGUCUGCUGCCAGCUGCGCAUGCGGAGUAUGUGACUACAACCAGUGAUGUUCAUGUAGGGGUUAAAUGCGCCAAAGAAAAGCUCGGGUCAAAUUCCCACGAUAUAGCUACUUCUG